AUGUCGCAGAACGAUCGAUCAGUGAACCAGAAAUUCUCGGAUAUGCGUUUGAACGUUGAAGGCCGUGCUCUGGAUGAAAGCUACAGCAAUAUGAUGGAUUCCUUCGAUGGAGACGAGGUAUGUUAACGUUUUUGUUUAAAUUUUAUUGUUUUUAGGCAAUUCCUGCUGUCAAAAUCGAGAAGAAUGAGCCACCAUUGUUGCACAAGAACUUCUACAGAGGUAUGUGAAUGUUAAUAGUUUAGUUUUAUUCUACUUUAUUUUAAACUUUGUUUUAAUAUUUAUAAGCAAGGAUAACAUCUUUAUUUGAUAUGUUUCAGAUUUCAUUGAUCCAUUUGACCCUUACAACAAGCUGAAAUGA
Bursaphelenchus okinawaensis is the source of this 358-nucleotide messenger RNA. The record is from the annotation of a GenBank genome assembly. NCBI's taxonomy places the organism in Eukaryota, Metazoa, Nematoda, Chromadorea, Rhabditida, Aphelenchoididae.